Molecule: messenger RNA, 1513 nt
Organism: Aedes aegypti (yellow fever mosquito)
Lineage: Eukaryota; Metazoa; Arthropoda; Insecta; Diptera; Culicidae
Exons: 5
Coding region: 227-1165 (312 amino acids)
Source: RefSeq, a predicted model, not a curated record
AAGGCCGGUUUACAGUUCGGAAAAUGUGUCACGGGUUUUUUGCGCGGGAUUUAGCACGGGAAUCAGCUCGGAAAAAUUUCCCGUUUAGCAUUCUCCACACCUCUCCACAUCCAACAAAAUGAAAUUUGACAUUUGUUUAUUUACCAACAUCGGUGCGUGACUCCAACUUUACGCGGGUGAAAAUUUUUCAGUAGCUUUUCCGCUUUUUCGGGUGAAAAUUUGAAAAAUGAACUGUUUUGAGGACAAUUUGUUGAUCGUAGCUGCUUCAAUAUUAACAAUCGGGUUAAUAGUCAAAAAGAAGCGAAUUACUAGAAAAAUCGGCAGGAGCUGCUGGGUGAAUCCCUACUUGCGGCAGAAGAACGAAAAAGGGAGAUUUGCGGAGGAUUUUGAUGAUAUGCGUGGCUGGAACAGCGAGUUCGUCCAAAACUUUCAUAUGGAGGAGGAGCAGUUUGAAGAGCUCUUUCAAAGGGUCAAGCAUCGCCUGGAGCCGAAGAGAUGCACUCGUCCAGAUGGAGCUAAGCAUAGAUUGGCCUAUACAUUAGAAUAUCUCGCUGGAGGACUUUUCUUUGAACGAUACGCCGCAAGUAAUUACCGUAUUAGUAAAUCUUCUAGCUGUAACAUAAUAAGAGAAACAUGCCAAAUUAUUUACGAAGAGCUAGCCAGAACGGAAUUUAUGGCAUACACGCCAGAAAAUUGGAUGACCGUAGCAGCAGAUUUCAAUGCAAAAUGGAAUAUGCCCAAUUGUCUCGGUGCACUGGAUGGCAAGCACGUGAGGAUCAAGUGUCCGCCGAAUGCGGGUUCCCUGUAUUACAACUACAAGCGCUACCACAGCAUCAUACUAAUGGCAGCCAGUGAUGCUAGUUACCGAUUCACUUUUAUCGACGUUGGAUCUCCUGGUGCAGAUGGCGAUGUAAAUGUUUUCUCCAGAACUGAUUUCGGAAAACACAUAUUAGAGGACGCCCCAUUUUUGAAUUUACCGCCAGAUUCUCCCAUCAAUGGUGACGACACGCCGUAUUUCUUCAUUGCUGAUGAUGCUUUCCCAUUAUCCCAUCGUAUAAUGAAGCCAUACGGGACAGCAACCGAACUCAUUAAUGCUCAAAGAAUUUUCAACUAUAUAGACUCUCGCGUGCUCGUCGCACUGUUGAGAAUGCAUUCGGAAUUUUGACAAUGCGUUGGGGAUGUCUUCGAUCAGAAUUUCUUUGUGCUCCAGAUAAAGUCAAGAUCAUCGUUGCUGCAUGUUGUGCACUACAUAAUUUUCUAUUGAAUAGAAGUGCAUCAUACGCGACGUCAGCAGAUCGUUAUGACAAAAAUGAAAAAGUUGUCGAGGGAGAAUGGCGCACAUUACAGCAGAUGGAUCAGAUUAAUGGGCAUAAACGUGGACGGCCUCAUGAAGCCGGCAGUUUUAUUCGUCGAAAAUUGACGGAAUAUUUCAACAAUGUAAACAUUUUACCGUUUCAGUUUGAACGCGCUAACUGUAUUUAGAACAUAGAGAAAUGUGCUUAAUUUGAGGUUA